Molecule: messenger RNA, 486 nt
Organism: Peronospora farinosa
Lineage: Eukaryota; Oomycota; Peronosporomycetes; Peronosporales; Peronosporaceae
Source: the annotation of a GenBank genome assembly
AUGUCGACAAUUGUCACAACUGCUCAAGAAUGUCCACCAGACAUCAGUCAGCCUUUGAUUGCUGCCAUUGACAAUAGCGCGUACUUUGACACGUGUGCUAAAGGAACCACGUUCAAUGUCAAGUCAGUCUUUGAUGUGCUCCAGUUUACGAGCAAAGACUUUAUGACGUUCUGUAGCUCGUCAACGUGUCUCGAGCCAAUUCACAAGAACAUGAAGCCACUUGACUGCAACAUUACGUACAUGGGUACAUCUCGUAAUCUCUCGAUGGAGAUUUCAGAGCUCCACGAGAAGUGUCAUCAAGUUCGUGAUGCUGCUGAAGGAAGUGCCCAUGAUCAAAUGGACAAAAGCAAGUCAAUGGACAUGGGUGGAAACAACAACGCCAACACUCCGGGAGAUGCGACCACUGUCAGCUCGGACGCGUCAUCGAUUGUAUUGAUGACGGGAUCCAUGAUCUCUGCUACUAUUCUGGCUGUCUUCAUGGCUUAA